GAGAGGAAAAUGGGCGGACUGAACCUAGCAGUGGCUCUGGGUGAAAACUGCCGUACAUACAUGUACGUAUACCGUGCACACUACCGUAUAUGUCAACGGAGAGAUUGACCGAAGAAUAAACAGUGUGGCGGACAUCCGACUUGUUCGCUCAUUCUCUCCAACUACCUGCAUACAUAAUUUCCUGGCAAAGCAGCAGAAGAGAGGACUUUCGUUUCGUCGCACGCAAUGUGUAACCCGCAUACGGUGUUUGUAUACCCGACUGCUUAGGCUUCGCUCAGGCGAAUGAAGUGAGCUCAUUUUCAUAUUAUUCGUGAGCGAUGGGCAAUAUUCGAACCGUUGGCGGAGAUUCGUGGUGAAACACGGCGCACGUAUCCAGCUCUCUGGCAACUUCAUCGGCUUGUUAUCUCUACUCUUCGCGCCUAUUCUGAGCCCCAGAUGGAUGGAUGUAUACACUGUGGCCUCACACCAGAUUGCCGCCUUUGAUUACAAUGAGCUUAUGGAUGUAAUUUAACUGUCUUUCAAUGAGAUGAUGCUUCCAUCUUCAACAAUGGCGUCGUGAUGAGUGUGUAAAUUACGACCAACCUGUGGGAUUUUAUCUUUUUGUAUCAUAAACGCCCAUAUUUUUUUUCCACAUUCCUAGGCAAGGCUGUGCCUUUUGUCUGACUCCUUAAGCUAGCAAAUAUGUUGAAUUUCUUUCGAAGGAGGAAGAAAACUUCCAGUGGAAAAUCAUCCACAUCUCAAACAUUAACUCCUCUACCUGCUCAGGAUCCGGCGGCGGCGGCCCCGUCGUCAGCACAGGCCUCGUCUGCCAGUGCUUCUCAAGAUACUCCUCCAGUCACUGAGCAGUUGGAGAAGACUAAACCUUCCCCUGCCACGCCCAGUCCUGCACCCCAAACAGAGGAAGCGGAAGAGAACGAUGAACCAGCCUCAACACCCCCUGUGGUACAGACCAAAGGACGCAGGCGUCGUGGUGCCUUCAGCGCUGAACCCUUAACUGAAGAGUAUGCAGCUUCCUAUGUUAAGAAGGUUAUCCCGAAAGAUUAUAAGACCAUGGCUGCCUUGUCCAAGUCCAUCGCCAAAAAUGUGCUGUUUUCCCAUCUGGAUGAGAAUGAGCGAAGUGAUAUCUUUGACGCCAUGUUCCCGGUAAAGCACAACAAAGAUGAGGUGGUCAUCCAACAAGGUGAUGAGGGAGAUCAUUUCUACAUCAUCGAUGAAGGUGAAGUCGACAUCUAUGUGGAGAACACCUUGGUGACUACCAUUGGGGAAGGAGGUAGCUUUGGUGAGCUGGCACUCAUCUAUGGAACACCCAGAGCUGCUACAGUUAAGGCUAAAGGUGAUCUGAAGCUGUGGGGAAUUGACAGAGACAGCUAUCGACGCAUUCUGAUGGGAAGCACUUUGCGCAAACGCAAGCUCUAUGACUCUUUCCUGACCAAGGUGUCUAUCCUCGAGAGCCUGGACCAGUGGGAGCGUUUGACUGUUGCAGACUCGCUAGAGCCGGUGAAUUUCGAGGACGGAGAGAAGAUUGUCUGCCAGGGUGAUCCUGGAAAUGACUUCUAUAUCAUUGUUGAGGGCCAAGCAUCAGUUCUGCAGAGGCGUACUGAACAAGAUGAGUUCAUUGAAGUGGCUAAGCUGGCAGCCUCUGAUUAUUUUGGUGAGAUUGCCCUUGUCCUGAACCGACCCCGCGCUGCCACCGUCAUUGCCCGAGGCUCCCUCAAGUGCGUCAAGCUGGACCGAGAGCGCUUUGAGCGUGUGAUGGGACCCUGCGCAGACAUCCUGAAGCGCAACAUCACCCAGUACAAUAGCUUUGUCCAGCUCGUAGUGUAGUCCAGACACAGUGACCUCUUAACCCCCUUACCCCUUCUCAUCACCUCCUCAAAUCAACGAGCCUUCAAACUCUGUGUGUACGUUGUGUUCCUAUAGACCCUUAUCAUACUGCCACCAUCUUGGUUAUGUUUCCUGCAUCCAUGAAUGGAAGCUAAUAUGCAUUGUAUGGAAAUGA
This is a messenger RNA of Asterias rubens (European starfish), 1999 nucleotides long. Its product is annotated as cAMP-dependent protein kinase regulatory subunit-like. The record is from RefSeq and is a predicted model, not a curated record. Bases 682 to 1824 code for a protein of 380 amino acids. The transcript is spliced from 10 exons. NCBI's taxonomy places the organism in Eukaryota, Metazoa, Echinodermata, Asteroidea, Forcipulatida, Asteriidae. Gene Ontology annotation, molecular function: cAMP-dependent protein kinase regulator activity. Gene Ontology annotation, cellular component: cAMP-dependent protein kinase complex. Gene Ontology annotation, biological process: regulation of protein phosphorylation.